Molecule: messenger RNA, 1475 nt
Organism: Nilaparvata lugens (brown planthopper)
Lineage: Eukaryota; Metazoa; Arthropoda; Insecta; Hemiptera; Delphacidae
Exons: 2
Coding region: 148-729 (193 amino acids)
Source: RefSeq, a predicted model, not a curated record
UUUAACCUAUAAAUUCAACUUAUUCCGCAUUGAAAAUGGUUUAUAAGUGCAAAAAGUGUUCAAUAGCUCGACAUAGCUCUAAAACAAGAUAAUUUCAAGUGUAAAGAUUGUUAGAUUGUGAUUGGUUAUUCGACGCCGGGUGCAUAAAUGUGGACGCUUCAAAAUCCGUCGCAACACGUAACAACUGGAGGUGUGAUAAGUGCAGCGCUGCUACAUGUGCUGGUCGCGAGGGUGAGUUAUCACGUGAGGACAAUACUGUUCUCUUUAAAAAUACUGCUCUUUGAAAAGAAAAUCAAGAACGAUGGGACAUUACUAAAGCCACACUCAACGAUUUUCAAAUUGUUAAGGAAGAUGGAAGUGGCGGAUCUGCAGCAACAAACCCGCAAGAACAAUGUUGUGAUAACGGGCAUACCGGUUACAACUCAGGAAAAUGUGUAUGCUAUAUUGGAAAAACUGGCAAGUGUUUUGGGUGUAGAGUAUAAAGGAUUCGACAUAUCGACUGCACACAGACUUCGUCAAGGUUCAGCUGUACCCGGUAAAAACCGAGUUCCACCGUCCAUUGUGGUAAAUUUCGUUUCGAGAUUAAUCAAGUCCAUCUGGUUGACAGCUAGAAAGCACAAGAAAAGACUGUCAGCAAGUGAAAUUAAUCGCAAUUUUCCGGAUCAUCCUGUUUAUAUGAACGAUCACCUAGCACACAAGGGAGAUUUUCAACGCAGCGGGUCUCGUUGAAACCAGUAAGCUGGUGUCUGUCUGGAACAAUGAUAACAAAAUAUUGGUGACGAGAUCAACUACUGAGAAACCACUCAGGACAUAUUAUUUGGACGAUACACGUUAAAUCGAUUAGGCGGCGGUUGAACAACGGCACUUCUUCAAACAAGUUCAGGAUAAGGCAAGAAGAACUUUUUGCAAUUUCACACUAUUUCAAUUCUUUCUCUAUUCAAAUCAAAUGUAUUUAUUGUCGUUCACAAUUAUACAUGUAUUGACAGUCAUGAAAACUGAGCAUAGUCCUUAGUCUAAAGCUGAGGUGAAUAACAACGAAGAUAAAUAGAGUUUGAACAAUCAAAUAAAAUAAAACAAUAUAAAAUUAACAACAGGACAAACAAUAAAAUUUGGAAUUGAAUAACAGAAUUGAAAGCUAUAUUCAAGCUGCUGAGCAGAAAUACAUUGCAGAGCAAAAUUUUACAGAAAACUUAUAUUCUCGCGCUACAAAUAGGAAUAUUUUUUUAAUAAUAAUAAUUUCUCUGAUUGCCAAUGAUGAAUUGCAACCAGAGGAGUUUAUUGACAAAACAUAUACAUAGUUGUUAUAUUAUACAUACAAAAUUGCUAAUACUAAACUUAGUUCUAAUUAUGAUACCCCACUAUAAAAAUAUGUGACGAGGUGAUCAUAAUAUUCUUUUCUAAAACAUGUAUAAAAAAUGUAAUUAGUAAUUUUAGUUAUAAAGGUUUGUUAGUUAUUAAAGGUAGAAUAAAAAGAA